AAAGAGGAGGCCUCUGCUGCAGAAAACAACCCUUCGCGGGUGCCACAGGGGAAACCAGGAGAGCGGAGCUCCAUCCUCUAUUCUGCUGGGCAGUUUUUCUUCGAGUACUUGGUGGUGGUGUCGCUGAAGAAGAUGUCAGAUGGACAUUACGAACCCAAGAUAACCUACCAGUUCCCAAAGCGUGAGAACUUGCUGAAGGGCCAGAAGGAGGAGGAGGAACGUCUCUUGCAAGCCAUCCCCCUCUUUUGCUUCCCCGACGGCAACAACUGGGCCCCUGUCACUGAGUUCACCAGCGAAACCUUUUCUUUCGUCCUGACCAACGUGGAUGGCAGCAGGAAGAUCGGCUACUGCAGGCGGCUGCUGCCAUCCGGCCGUGGUGUCCGCCUCCCUGAGGUCUUCUGCAUCAUCAGCUGCCUGGGCUGCUUCGGGCUCUUCUCCAAGAUCCUGGACGAGGUGGAGAAGAGGCGCCAGAUCUCCAUGGCGGUGAUUUACCCCUUCAUGCAGGGCCUUCGGGAAUCGCCCUUCCCAGCUCCAGGGAAAACCGUCACAAUUAAAAGCUUCAUCCCUGAGUCAGGCACGGAGCUCAUCAAGCUCACGCGGCCCGUGGACGCCCACCUGGAGCACGUGGAGUUUCAGGCUCUGCUCCAGCGGCUCAGCCCCCACCUCAUCCUGCACAUCUUUGCCUCCGCCGUGUUGGAGCGACGGCUCAUUUUCCUGGCGGAGGAGCUGAGCGUCCUGUCGCAGUGCAUCCACGCGGUGGCUGCUCUCCUCUACCCCUUCACCUGGGCUCACACCUACAUCCCUGUGGUCCCCGAGUGCCUGCUCGACACCGUCUGCUGCCCCACGCCCUUCAUGGUCGGCAUCCAGAUGCGGCACCUGGAGCGGGUCCUGGACCAGCCGAUGGAGGAGGCUCUGAUAGUUGACCUCUGCAAAGGGAAGAUCCUCCGGGCGGUCGGCGAUGAGGAGGAGAUCUUGCCCAUCAAGCUGCAGAAUGAGAUGCUGACGUCUCUGAACAGGCACAACAACAACAACAACAUACACACAUCCGAGCAGGUGAACACGCUUGUCUCCGAAGCCUUUGUGCAGUUCUUUGUCCGAACGGUUGGCCACUAUGCCUCGCACAUCAAGUGGAGUAAAAACGGCUCGGGCACCUUCCAGGAGCGAGCCUUCUGCAAAGCCAUCGCCUCCAAGACCAACCGCAAGUUUGUGAAGAAGUUUGUGAAGACGAACAUGUUUUCCCUAUUUAUUGAGGAAGCGGAAAAGAGCAGGAUCCCCCAGGAAGCGUAUUUCCAGCAGAAAAUAACAGAGUACCACGAACAGAAGAAGCACCGAAGGGACUCCUGAAGUCCAGCCUGGGAACACAGGAGCAGGGCUGGGACUGAGCAGGUCCCCGCCAGCGGCACCACGCUGCGCAGACUCGUCACGUGCCCCGUCCAAGGGCAGAGCACUCUGGACUCUGCUGGAUCUGUCCGCCGGUUCCUGCCCAUCUGUGACUCAUGAGAUGCGUGGGCAGCACCGAACACCAGUUUCUACCCUUUCUUUUUUCCUCAGGGCAUCAUUGCACUGGAAAACUCUUUUGCACAGAGCUAGCAAGCAGGCUGUGAUUUCUUUUCCAAUCUUGCUAGCAACAGGGACAAACUGCAACUCAGUGCCUGGCCCCGCGCAGAGUCUUUGGCCCCAUCAGGACCUCACGCAGCGAGGGAGGGAAGUCAAGGAGCUGGCUGCAAGACAACAAACUUUGUAGAGUAACUGUUAGAGGGGGGGCAAAAAAAAAAAGGAUGAGUAGGAAAUAGUGUUAUUUCUAAUUAAAACAAACCUAGGUUUUGCAAAUAAGUAACAUCCUAUUGAAUAAGUUUCCCAGGUUUCUAUUAUUAACAACUGUUUCACUUUAUUUUCUGUCAAGAUAUGCUCAUUGUUAAAUACCGGCAGGAACAGUCGUGGUGGAUUUUAGCUGUUUCCUCUAUAGCGGCUGUCUGCUUCGUUGGUACCACUUAGAGCCCAGUUUAGCUCUUUAAAGAAACAAAAAUAUUCUUUUCCAACAGGUUAUUUAUUUGUGCUGUAAGCAAACUGUGAAGGCCACAGGGCUGUGUUUUGUAGUAGAGGGAAACUGUGGAUCAACAGCUUUGGAUAGGGAGGAAGUAUUUGUUAAAUCCAGUAGUAAAACAUGUCGACGUCCUCCUUGUUUCUGGUUUUGAUGCCAACUUCUUUUAAAACCUUGCAGUUCAUUGAAGCACCGUCUCUGAAAUGUGAUGCCUGCAGCAGAUUUAAAGCUAAAUUAUGGUUCUCCCCCUUUCCUGAUGCACUCAUCCAGGGAAUAAAUAUUGCAGCAGGGGAAGCUGGUGCUGGCUGUAGAUCUGCCUGGUUCCCUCCCAGGCAAACCAGGGCCAGAUACUUCUCCCAGCAAGGGCCGGGGUCAAAGGCAGAGCUUCAUCCUCCUCUCUGGGAUGUUAUAGCCAAGCUGCCGUAUCACUCAGUACGCACUAGACGUGCACACAUGCAGAUGUUAUCAAAAAUAUAGUUUAAUACAACUUUUGCAGUGGUAUGGAAUGCCACGGUGAGAGAUUUUACAUAAACACUAAAAAAUGAGCAGGCUGACUGCCAGACAGCUUUCACUUUCAGAGCUAUUGAACAUGUAACGAAAACAAGACAGAUGCAAAGGGCAUUUAUUUUAGAAGUAACUAUUUGUGCAGUGACGCACAAAUGUGACAGAAACACAGCUGGACAAAGGGUACAAACUGAACAGCAAUGAAACUCUCUAGCCCUGCUGAAAGAAAAUUGUUGAUUUUUGUUCAGCCCCCAUGUCUGUUUGGAGGGGGGAACAAGACUUAUUUGUUAGAGGAAAAAAAAAAAAGGGGGGGGGAGGGAUUUUUGGCACUGUGGGUAUCUUCCCUGGCUCCACAAGUUCCCCCU
Molecule: messenger RNA, 2910 nt
Organism: Aptenodytes forsteri (emperor penguin)
Lineage: Eukaryota; Metazoa; Chordata; Aves; Sphenisciformes; Spheniscidae
Gene: DENND2D
Product: DENN domain containing 2D
Exons: 11
Cellular component (GO): cytosol; nucleoplasm
Source: RefSeq, a predicted model, not a curated record